This is a messenger RNA of Hibiscus syriacus, 2825 nucleotides long. Its product is annotated as E3 ubiquitin-protein ligase MBR2-like. The coding region runs from base 438 to 2678 and encodes 746 amino acids. Lineage: Eukaryota; Viridiplantae; Streptophyta; Magnoliopsida; Malvales; Malvaceae. Gene Ontology annotation, molecular function: ubiquitin protein ligase activity. The record is from RefSeq and is a predicted model, not a curated record. The transcript is spliced from 6 exons.
GGAUCAUCAUCUCAUCCAUUUUUUCAGUGAUUCGGUUUUGUCCUAUUUUCAUUAUUUUCAUUUUAUUUUUCAUCAUAAAUAAGAUCCUUUGAACACAGAGCAAAAUAACAAGGAGGAGGAGAGAGCAAAAAAAAAAAAAGAAAAAAGAAAAAGUCUAUAAACUCCCCCAAAAAAGAAAGAUGAUUCCCCUCCUUAAAAUCCAUUUCUAUUAAUGCCCUUUUAAACUCCAAGACCCGAUUUGUUUUCCUCUAAUGAUUUGCGUUUCAUCGUCGCGGUUUUCUUUUUCAGGCAUUUCUCUUAAUCCAGAUUUCAACUACAGUCCGAACUUGAGGCCCAUUUCAUAUUUUGACCUGAGAAAUGGGAGCUUGAGUGGACAUUUGUUUGAAAUUGGGAAUAAUAUGUAGCGUCUCUGACAUAUUUGGAAUAUAUCUUCCCUGAUGCAAGGUCAGGGGGGCACCAUUGACUCCUUUCCUGAAAGUGUUAACAUUGAUGAGGGAUCUAAUCCCAAUGACACGAGUAUUGGUCAACUGAAUUCUUUGCAUAACAUCCUGUAUCCUGUGGAAAAUCGGUUAGCCAAUUAUGCAGUGUCUUCCGCUGGGACAAUGCAUGGAAACACUACUACUCCCAAUGUUCAGAGGUUUAGUGGCUGGAGUUCUAGUGAACCAAGCUCUAGAUCGAGAAUGCAAAACGAGGUGAUGCAGGAUGUUCUAAAUCACCAGCUCAAUGAUGAUAGAACAAAAAUCGAGUGUCAUUGGCCUUCUUAUGGUGCUCAUGUUGUUCCAAGGUCAGAAGAAAGGCGGAUUGAACCAGAAAAUGCCAUUUUUCAUGGGAUACUGAAUAAUGGUCGAAGUGGCAAUCAGGUCCAGAGUGGACCCAUAUUUUUGCAAGUUUCAAGCUCUAAUCAUAGCCCACAAAAUGUGAAUCUAAAUGAAGGGUUUAUUAGCAGCAGUAGUAAUGGAAGGUCAGGCAUGAGAAGUGGUAUAGGUCUCAAUGUUCACAACUCGGUUGGACUAGAAAGAGAACACAUAUCUAAUGCCAGUGUUUCUUCCGAUAACGUUGGUAGUUCAUCUGGAAGCUCUAAUCAUGUGGGGGAGGAAAAUAUUGAUGGUUCUGGUUCAUCUUUGGGCAGUUGGGGUUUAUCCUGCAAAAGGAAGGUCCUUGAAGGUACUUCUGGACAGUCUUAUUCUGCUGAUACUUCAAACUCUUUUCAACAAAUAGAAAAUGCUGCAUGGCAUGCUGGUCCUUCUCGUAAUGAUGCUUCUAGCAGUUUGAGUUUAUCGACACCCUCUUGGAAUUUCCUUAAUGUUGGUCCCCCUGGUCAGCCGAAUCCAAGAGUUGGGCUUGGUACGAGAGGAGCAAUUCGUGAUGAAUUUACUUCUACUGUAAGAGGAGAAAAUGCAGGAUACCAACAAGAAUCUUUACUUUUACCAUAUAGUUUAUCGUCAACUGCGGUUGCUGGGGAUUCCAGUUUUGGAUCUCCUGUUCACUCUAGAGCUGCCCCGUUUGGUGACUCUUUAGACUUGAGAUCCCCCGGGGCGACAGCUGGAAAUUCUAGUUCUGUGCCUACACAACCUCAUAUUAGGACCACUUCUGUUGUGCCACGAAAUGUGAAUCCUUUCCCUUGGAAUGGUGCUUCCAGUUUAAGAACUGCCAACCCCCCAAGUUCUACUAAUUUUGGGGAGAGAGCUGCUGCAUUAUGGGACGAACCAAACAUAAGAAAUAUCCCAAGAAACAAUACAGAACAUCCCAUGCUUGUACCAGCCACUGAGAUGAGAAAUGUAGCACAAGAACCAACACAUUGGAAUUUGGCUUCCAGAAAUAUUAGCAAGUCUGGAGGUAUGCCAUCUUUUAGUCAACCUGGGCGUAGUUCAAGUAACCAUCCGUUGCCCACUCAUGCCUGGAUUCCUUCUCGCAGCCCACCAUUAAGGCUAUCAGAUUUUGCUCCGUUGUCUUUAUUUCCUCCAAUUGAUUCUGAACCUGGUGGUCGUAGUGGCCAUUUUCCAUCAUUGUCUUCAGGCCCUUCUGCUUCCUCACAAGAUACUGUUGUGCCAUCUGGAUCAAACAUUCUAGGUAACAAUCAACCUUAUCCUAGGUCGGCAAUCAUAUUGGAGAGACAUGAUGAUGAUGUCCUUGGGAUGCCCCACUCAUUGCGAGCUUUGGCUGCUGACAUCGAAGGGAGACACCAGCUAAUAUCUGACAUACGCCAAGUCUUGAAUGCCAUGCGCAGAGGGGAGAACUUACGAAUUGAGGUAUAUAUGAUGUUCGAUCCGUUCAUAUAUCAUGGUAUGGCCGAAACAUAUGACAGACAUAGAGACAUGCGCCUCGAUGUUGAUAACAUGUCUUAUGAGGAAUUGUUGGCAUUAGAAGAACGCAUCGGAGAUGUUAGCACCGGACUAAACGAGGAAACCAUUCUGAAGUUGAUGAAACAGAAAAGGCAUUCAUCCACCACGACACAAUCCACCCAAGAAUUGGAACCAUGUUGUAUCUGUCAGGAAGAAUACGCAGAUGGGGAUACCGGGAUACUAGAUUGUGGACAUGACUUCCACACAAACUGCAUCAAACAGUGGUUAAUGCUAAAAAACCUGUGCCCCGUUUGUAAGACAACAGGCCUCUGCUCAAAUAAAGAGCAAAGGCUGUUGUCGGAUCCAAUAAUAGGGUUGGAUUAUAUAUAUAUCUGAUUCGAACCGGCUUUUCUUACUCUUGAACUGCAACUUUCAUUCGACGGAGCUAGUGUUAAUGUAAUGAAUUGCGGGAUUAGUUUGUUGAAUAACUUGCAUCAUGAAGAUGAUGAAACAUAUUUGAAAUAAUAUGGUGUUUUAGUGGCA